Messenger RNA from Haplochromis burtoni (Burton's mouthbrooder), 1481 nucleotides. It is a transcript of the gene lbx1b, whose product is annotated as ladybird homeobox 1b. The transcript has 2 exons. The coding region runs from base 371 to 1186 and encodes 271 amino acids. Lineage: Eukaryota; Metazoa; Chordata; Actinopteri; Cichliformes; Cichlidae. Gene Ontology annotation, molecular function: DNA binding; DNA-binding transcription factor activity, RNA polymerase II-specific. Gene Ontology annotation, biological process: regulation of DNA-templated transcription. The record is from RefSeq and is a predicted model, not a curated record.
CCCCCAGUUGCAAAAAGCCCUGCACUGGACUGCAACAUAGUCAAAGAGUGAAAGGGAAGAGGGCGAAAGUGCCACUGGAGAUAAUUGAUUACCCACCAAUCAAUGAUAACUUGUUAGUAAUCGUCAACUCUUUGGACCUCGCCAUUUUCAGGGAGGCAUCUCACUCCUGCGGACUUGCUGCUCGCGAGGAUCGACACUUUGAACGCAUCCCAUUUUGGAAUAAGAUUUUCUUUCCCUCAAUCUCCCCUCCUUAUCUUUGUUUUUUUUUUCUACCUCCAAACUGUUAUGUGACUUUUUUACCCUCGAUACGUUCGCUCGUUUGUAACUGCUUAAUACUUCAACCAAGUCCUAUAAACUCUGCGUACAACCAAUGAUGACAUCCAAAGAAGUCGCCAAAUGUGAUGCAGUGGAAAACAGGAGGCGAAGUCCGCUGGACCACUUGCCGCCUCCUGCAAACUCCAACAAGCCGCUGACCCCAUUCAGCAUUGAGGACAUCCUGAACAAACCAUCUGUGAAACGAAGUUAUACAAUUUGCGGCACAGCUCAUCUAAUUUCGUCUUCUGAGAAACAUCGUCCCUCCAGCAUCCCUCUGUCCAACCGGGGACUCCUCACCCAAACCUCCCCGCUCUGCGCGCUGGAGGAGCUGGCCAGCAAGACCUUCAAGGGGCUGGAAGUCAGCGUUUUGCAGGCUGCCGAAGGCCGGGAUGGGAUGACUCUGUUCGGCCAGCGAACCACCCCGAAGAAGCGUCGGAAGUCUCGGACGGCUUUCACCAAUCACCAAAUCUAUGAACUGGAAAAGCGCUUCCUGUAUCAAAAGUACCUGUCCCCAGCCGACCGGGACCAGAUCGCUCAGCAGCUGGGCCUGACAAACGCGCAGGUGAUCACGUGGUUUCAGAACCGGAGGGCCAAGCUAAAACGGGAUCUGGAGGAGAUGAAGGCCGACGUGGAGUCGGCCAAGGCCAUCGGCCAGGUCCCACUGGACAAGCUCGCCAAACUGGCGGACCUGGAGAAAUGCGCCAAUGGCACGCUGGGCCACCCGCGAGCCGAGUCCCCCGCGCGGGGAGGCCAGCAGGAGCACGAGCUCUCUCAGAAACUGAGGACGUCGCCGCUGUCUCCAUUCUCAGACCACACAACUAGUAAAGAGUGCUCAGAGGACGAGGACGUGGAGAUUGAUGUGGAUGACUGAUGGCGCAUCCAGGAGCUUGAAGGUCAAGAAACACAAAAAGACGAUAAAAUAAUCCCGCGGAGGACUUGUAACUUACUGCUUAUAUUGUAUACCAUAUCUCGGAACAUGUACCAAAAUGUAAUGACUUUUAUAUUGGCACAGAUACUAUUCAUAGUGAAGCAUGAACACAGAACAAGAAUUAUGCAGUGAUAUUUUACAAUGUAUUCAUUAGCAAACUGUUACUUCUUUCGAUCAAAGCAAUAUGGUCUGAAAUGACAUGAGUAACUUAUUUUUUUACAGUAUAAACCAACACACA